Haemonchus placei is the source of this 384-nucleotide messenger RNA. NCBI's taxonomy places the organism in Eukaryota, Metazoa, Nematoda, Chromadorea, Rhabditida, Trichostrongylidae. The record is from the annotation of a GenBank genome assembly.
UCAUACUUCCUUUCUCGUCGCUUGGCUCCUUUCCAUGGAGAGAAUGAAAUACUGCGAACCUUCGAGGAUGGGGAUUUUGACAUUAGUGUCUCCAAUUUGCAAUCGAACUUGUCCAACUGCCAGUCAUCGUUAGCAGGCAUUUUAGUGCUGGCGUGGCUGUUGGGAAAUGGCACCAGGCGAGCGAAUUUUUCGUUGUCGGAGCUUUCAAAAACGAAUGAUCCACAGUAUUUAGAGACAGAGAGGGCAAUUUGCUCAGCAACUUCACGCUCGCCCGCAUCUUCUAACUUGUCGAUAGUACAUGUACUGGUUCGUUUGACUGAUAAGGCGGCGGCGACACGAUCCAUCCGUUGUUUCUUAGCCUUCCGUCCACUCACGUACCCAUAA